This is a messenger RNA of Limanda limanda (common dab), 6867 nucleotides long. RefSeq names its product methylphosphate capping enzyme a (gene mepcea). NCBI's taxonomy places the organism in Eukaryota, Metazoa, Chordata, Actinopteri, Pleuronectiformes, Pleuronectidae. Gene Ontology annotation, molecular function: RNA methyltransferase activity; O-methyltransferase activity; snRNA binding. Gene Ontology annotation, biological process: snRNA modification. The transcript has 5 exons. The record is from RefSeq and is a predicted model, not a curated record. Bases 403 to 2598 code for a protein of 731 amino acids.
UCUCCGCCCCACGGCCCCAGUCAUGUUGGGCUGCAGCUCGGAGCCCGGAUGCGCCGCCAUGCCGCCUCUACCACGGAGCGAGUAAUGUCUCCGGCAGCCCGCCCGCCGCUGGAGGACUAGGACCUGACUGAGGGAGUCUUCACCCGCGGUGCACCGGGACAGAGGAGCCGUCUCAGCGGCCACAGCGCUUUGUUGUCUUCCGUGUUUGUGCGUCGACCUGCCGCCGUGUAGGAACACUUGUGUGUGUGUGUAUGUGUGUGUGUGAGUGUGCGAGCUAGCUCAGGCUAACGCUAGCUCCCUCCGAGUGCGGGGUAGUGACAGUCCGGCCGGAGGCGGGGAGGAGAACUGCGAGAUCGAGACAAAAAACGUCAAUGUUUGCAUCAGCUCUGCAAAGCUAACAAGAUGUCUGCCGAUGAGGAUACUGUCAAAACGGGCGGCCCACAGGCCAGCUCCGCUUCAUGUAUGCAGCUCUCAGAUUGCACUGGAGGUUACAGUAACAUAUCCGUUAUGGUGGAGGGAACCACGGCCACCCCGGACUUUGCAGCCGUGUGUCCCGUCCCGGGCACCGCGGCCUCGCCGAAACACACCAGCACGACCGACGUGCUCAGUCACUCAGACAAUACUGGACAGAGAACCAGAGGGAACGAGGUCAACAUCAGUCACAGGAACAGCUUUCAUCAUUCCAAACAACAACAACAACAACAACAGCAGCAGCAGCAGCAAACAAAAUUAACGAAGCGGCGCAACACAGCUAGCUUUGGUUUCAAGCAUCCGACAUCUGGCAAGAGGAGACGAAGGGCCAACUCUGAGAGUGACUCCGUCCUGCCCACCAACUUCCUUCUGGGGGGCAACAUCUUCGACCCACUGAAUCUCAACAGCCUGCUGGAUGAGGACGUGAACAGGGCCCUGAAUGCGGAGACGCCCAAAUCCUCCCCGUUGCCGGCGAAGAGUCGAGACCCCGUGGAGAUCCUCAUCCCCAGGGACAUCACAGAUCCGUUAAACCUGAACAGCGGGUUAGCAGACAGCAGCGUUAUGGUGUCCCCCUAUAAGAGCGGUGGCAGGAAGAGGCACCGCAACCGACACCAUGGAGGAGCAGGAGGAGGUGGAAUUUCACACCCGCAGGUCAACCUCUCCGAAUCGGGAAGACUUGAGGGAAAGACUGGCUGCUCGGCACUGCUUCCCGGUCCGUUGCCCUCGUCUUCUGCGCUAGAUGUCUCCAAAGAGUCCGACUCCAAUGUCUCCAAUGUCACAGGAGAAUCCCAUGAGCACUCAGCUGACACAACAGCCAGCUGCAAGGAGGAGACAACAACUGUACCAAUGGAGGAUUCCGCUUCGUCUUUACUGACAGGUCCAAACCAGCACGCAGGCAGACGCAAGCGGCGGCGCAACUCUGGCAAAAUGGAGCUUCCGGUAACCCACUCUACCCCCGUUGCAAGGUCGGGAUCUGGAGACAAGAGUAGCAGUACGGGGGGGCAGAGAUACUCUCAGUCUUUCCACACACCGAGAAGUGGUUCUAAAACAGGUCCGGGAGGCCGCCAGCACCAGCAGCCACGCAACCAUGCAAAGGAGCAACAGAAGAAGUUCCAGUUCGGGAACUACAACAAGUAUUACGGCUACCGCAACCCGGGCGCCAGUGAAGACCCACGGGCGCGUUGGCUUCGUCCAGAAUGGUUCGAAGGGAAAGACGUCCUGGAUUUAGGGUGCAACUCAGGCCACAUAACACUGUAUAUUGCCAAAAUGCUAAGACCCGCCCGCAUAUUGGGUCUGGAUAUUGACAGUGGCCUGGUGCACGCAGCCCGAAAGAACAUCAGACAUUAUCUUUCUGAGAUGCAGACCCAAGAGGCCAGGCGGGCAACGCAGGAGAAAAAGAGCACCAAGCAGGAGGAGAGGAAUGGAGACGACAGUCGCACAGAAAAGAAGCACAACGAGGACGAGAGCAGGGACGAAAAUGGGAAACCAGCGAAAGGAGAGAGUGGCCCCGCAGAGGCUGUAAAUGACAAUGACCCCCGACGCACAGAUGAGGCCGGGACCCAGAGGCCGGGCAGCAGAACAGAGGAAAUGGAGCAGGAAGAUCGGGAUUCGGGCCCUGCUGAUCCCUCGGUGAGCUGCUCUUUUCCCAUGUCCCUGCGGAUCUCAAGGGGGCCCAUCGCUGCACCGCCCCUGACAGAAACAUCCACCACACGGCCUGGGGAGUUCCCCUCAAAUGUGUCCUUCAUGAAGGCCAAUUAUGUACUGGAGAGUGAUAAUCUGCUUCUGACUCAGCGGCCGGAGUAUGACGUAAUCCUCUGCCUGAGCGUUACCAAGUGGGUUCACUUGAACUGGGGAGACACUGGCCUCAAGCGGCUCUUCAAGCGAGUCUACAGACACCUCCGUCCUGGAGGCUUGUUCAUCCUCGAGCCGCAGCCGUGGGAGUCGUAUGUGAGGAGAAGGAAGCUGACUGAUAAUAUUUCCGGGCAUUAUCAGAGCAUCCGCCUCCGACCUGACCAGUUUUCAUCAUACCUUAUAUCUGAGGUGGGCUUCACCAGUUUUGAGCACCUUGGGAUCCCCCAAUGUUCAAUAAAAGGUUUUCAAAGGCCAAUCUACUUAUUUCACAAAUGACCGCUCCUGCCUUGAAGAUCAUUGAAUGUGAGUAGCCUAAAAACAAGCCAGCCGGCUGCUCUGGACUGCAAGGAAUCUUCGAGAAUCCUCAAGGGUUACUCCGGCUUUUUCAGACGCUGAAGAGGAAAUGGGACCAGAAGUCAAAUUUAAUUUUGUAAAGAUGAGAUCCGUUGAGAAGAGGCACCUAUCAGAAUUUUCUGUGACUUCAAAUUCUUUCGGUAUGAGAUGAACUCUGAUGGGAGUCGACAACGUUGUCCAACCUGUAGCCAGACAUCAGAGUUUGGCCAAACUGUGGAAAUUCAUCUGAACAGCUUCCACGUGCUAAUGACGCCCCAGUUUGACACACAGCCAUAACACAUGUUUGAAUACCUUUGGCCAUAUAUCUCUGCUUUCAUGACUUAGUUCUGUGCCACCACAUUACCACACUGUAACAUGUUAGGGUUGGGGGAUGAGGCAGAGUUGUCCAAUGGGACACCAUCACCAUUUCAACUGGAAAUAACUGGUGAAUUCACCAGAUUAUCUCACUGUAAACCUGCAGUGUAACACUGGAUUUCCAAGCUAUUAAACAUUUACAUGAUGUCUCUGUAAAGACCGCCCUCGAGUGCAGAUAGAGGACACUGCAGGCUGAUGGGAAACAGAGCCCCAUAUUGCCAGCUGCCACUGAUGGCACAGGAAAUGUUCUCUUGGGCGUUAAGUAUUUGGAUUAGGUUCGAAGCUUUGCAUCAGCAGGCACAUUAAUGCAAAUUUGGGUGUUUUUAAAAGAGCCAGAGUCAAUCAGUGGAUCACUAAUAGCGCAUGUACAGUAUUUGUCCCAUCUCCUAACCCUAAUAUGUAGUUUGUUUUAUCAUUAUUUUGCAAAUUGGACCUUAGAGCUGAAUAAACCCUAAUCGGAUACACAGCUGUAAAAAUGUAAAACUCCUCAUUUUGGAAUAGACAAACCCGAAAGCUCUUAAAUUGCUGAAGACCUGUGGAAAGAGGUUUGUCUAAGUGAUGAAGAUAAUGAGGCACUCAAAACGGCCAAAACGGGGAACAGCCUGUGAAAUCCCGAAAGUUGUUGUGAAUGCUGUUGUUUACUUCCCUUUAUCAGCAACACAUUUACCACUAAGUGAUAUUUUCUUAUUGUGCGGCUUAAGUGAAAAGGAGCUGUAUAAUGGUAGAGUAAUGACGGGCAAACUGGUUGUUCCAUCCAGUCCCGGCGAAGCUCCCUUUCCUCACUGUGUUGCCAAAUUGGUGCGUUCACGCAAGUGUCUCGCUUCCAUCACUGCCGAUUGGAGCCGAUAAAAAAACAGUGUCUUCUGCAGAGUCCUUUGACCCCGCCAGUGAAUGUCGAUUGCAUCCAUUCCCAUUGCAGACAAAAGCCAGAUGUUAGCUGGUGUUAGUGGGGGGUUUUCAUCAGUGGAUAAGAGGCUAUAUAGUUCAACAGUGCUUACUGUAAUUGGAAAGUAGAAUACUUAGUCUGGCUUCUGAAAUCAGACUGCUGUAAUUCUAAAUCCUAAAUUGAAAAAUCAGAUGUCGGUGUUUUCAAGAAAAAUAGUUUGGGCUGUUUUGAGUGUUUAGGAAGCAGCAGAGCACCACAUGGGUUCUCUGGGCCUUUUAGAUGCUCCAUCCUAAUGGUAGGGGGCACAUCUGAGCUGCUGUGACACGGUGGUGGGCUCCGCUCAAGGUCAUUCAGCAGAGACAUCACAAGGACUAUUUUGCAAAGUAGAAGUUUGGCAUGCAGUAAUCUGUUUUCAUUAUUAUUUUUUUAAUGACAGUGAAGCCAUAGCCCGACCUUACAUGUUGUUUACAGUGUCCUCCACUGAGUUCUGACAAGAGAAUCAAAUAAGAGUGAAAUUGAAGGCAGAGGCCUGUAAAGAGAGUUACUACACUGCGCGUCUUCAGUGCCGUGGAAUCGUGACAUAUGCUUAGUUUUGCACAGUCUGAUCAUCACUGCUGGACAAGCUUUAAUUCAAACAGCAUCAGAAUCACUUGAAGUACUCGGGUACUUUUUUUUUAAAAGGCUAAAAGUAGAUUCAUUGCUGGAAUCUAUCCACAUGAAAUAAUGCUGUUUGUAUUAAAGUGCAAACAUAUUUUAUGUGUCUUUUCCUCUUGUUUCCUCAAUGUAUGAUCACCGUGUUAGUCUUUGGCCCAAUAAGAACAGGUAUGAGUUACAGGUAGUCAGGUUUGUUCUGUGACCAUACCUCCGUUGGAGUGCACCGAUCACUCAUCUACAACCUUUCGUUAAAAUUGGCUAGGGCAAAAAAUCUUCCUUUUUUGUGACUGGUUCAGUCACAGUAUUUAGCACACUGGGGUAGGAGUUGAUGAUGAUGGAUAAUUUCUAUUUUAGUAUGUGAUCAAUGUAAAUUAGUUUGGAAGUUUUGUUUUUACUGUUGUCAAUAUUUAGUUCAGACAUGCUUUUGUCAUUUUUUUCAAGUGGAUUUUUUUUUUGGAUGUGUUUUCAAAUGUUUGCUGCCAAUUUGCAAAUUAAAUCCCAGGUCAGAGUUUCCGUCUCCUUUAACGGAUCAGUAAUCCAGUUCUGUCACAACAAUUGAACAUGUACAUUAGAAAGUUCUGGUAUGAUUUGAUUAGUUCUGUCCUGGCAGGCACAUGGAUUGUGAGAGUAGCUCUUUGUUUUUUUUAUAAGCUCUUUGAAAGGAGUGUUUGUGUUAAUGCACUUUCAUUUCACUUCAUUUGACAUGUUCUAGACAUUUUUUUAAAGUCUUCAAGAUUCCGAUUUUGCAUAUUUUUUUCCGUCAGACUUUUUUAUAACAAAUUGUGGAACACUGAUUAACCUAUAAAACAAAGCUUCAGGUUAUGUUUUGAAUCCAAAGUGAAUUGGACGCAGCCUCAGUUGGCCCAACAGACACGGCACCAAAUCACACUUCUCUCCUAAGCUCAGACAAUCGGAUUCUCAGGCUUAGAUCAGCCCACUGCUGUAGUUUUAAGGGCGUUUUGCAUUCUGUAUUAUUAACAAUCUUUCCUUUUCGCAGGUCACAUAAUAAGCAUUUUAUUUGAAAGAUGAUUUGUUUAAAGUUCAUUUGGUUUUGCCAUUGAUGUUAAAGAUUGCACCUUACUGUCUCAGCAGUGGUCUCCCACAGAUUUCAACCCUAGGCCUGACUUGUCAGUCCAGGUGUCCAAGUGAAAGGAUGUCUUUGACGAAGAUGUGAAAUGGCAUGUUGUCAUACAGUGUUGUUUAAAAUCUUUGUACUUCCCUUGAAGUUUUGCACAAAGUUGUGCCACGUCCUAGAUUAUAUUAACUUUCACAAAAACCUGGCACUAAGUAACCUGACACCCUACCAACAGGAUUUGAUGCCAGUGAGGAAUAUAAAUACGACUAUUUCAAAACCUGUCAUGGUCAGGUCUCCCAUUUCAGGUUGAAGUUUCCGUCACAAUUUUGUGCAAUAUUUGCUCAUGAAAUCUGUUUUCAUCGACAAAAAUAUAUGCCACCAUAAUCGUUAGAUAGAUUCGAAUUUGAGAAAUCUUUUAUAGUUUUGAAUGUGAAAGAUUUUGAGUCCAAGUUUUCAUGUUGCAAGGAAAAUAAUAGGUUAAUAUGACAUGGUAAAUUUCAAUCAAAGUUAACCCUAUUUAGCUUUUUUAUUCUGUUUCAUAUUUGCAACUUGAAGACUGGGACCCAUUACAAUACUAAGUUAAAUGAAUUUCAGCAUUUUGUUAUUUGGCAUUUGACUGAGAGAAAGAGAUGUGCUGGUUUUUAUUUAACGAUGUGUGGUAAUCCUUAUUUUUAGAGAUCUGUGGAUGCCAAAGAAAUUCAAUAAUCAUGUUCCAUACUGAUUACAAAUUCCAAAAACCUGUAGCUACAACCUGAUAAGAUUUCUGCAGCAUUGCAAUGAAAUGUCGAUCAAAUAUUUGUCCGGAAACUCUGUCGUACUUAACAGUUUGCCCACCUGCUUCUCAUUUUCCAGACAUUUCAUAACAUCAAAGUCCAUAAAACUGUUCUAAAAACUAACAGAGAAAAUUGUUAUCUCUUUGUAGCACAACAGAUGCAUAAAUUCAAGGCGUGCAUGACUUUUAACCGCACUAAAAAGUCACCUCUUCAUGUUGAAUUUGCACUGAUAUGACUCGAGGGUGUUAAACUAGCUGAGUAAACCUUUUGCGGUUCAAGUUGAUGUUUUACAUGUGUACCUUUUACUAGGAUCGGAUUAAAAGAAACUGUUUGAAUAAAAAUAUCAGUUCUGUCAGGGAAGCUUUUAAUUUUCAUGCCUCUGAACAACAACAAGAUAUAUCUGAAUGUUUCUGUGUUCAACAUCAUCAAUGAUUAAAAGUGGUUCCAGA